AUGGAAAGAGAAAUAAAAAAUUGGACCUUGAGGUUGUCUCCGUUACAGCAAAAACCAAGCCAAACCAGCCGAAGAACAGGACAUACUAUAGCUACUGCUCCAGAGGCCUUCUGGCGGGAGCAGCAGGGGACCCCUGAAGGUCUUUGGGAUAACCAUGAGCUGGCAGCGCAGAUCCAGUUCAGUGUUCUGAGAGGACCCAGUGACACUGUGGGCUCCUAUCACUUUUGCUAUGGAGACACAAAAAUACUGUCAUGCUCUUAUGAUAAAACAGUGAAGCUUUGGGAUGUUGAGAAAGGUUUUCCUAUUCACAUUUUUGAAGAACACACUGCCCCAGUUUCUGAGUGCAGCUUGACUCCUGAUGACAGAAGAAUGGUAACGUUGUCAUAUAAUAACACUGCCAAGGCUUGUGAUAUGGAAACAGGAAAAAUGCCUUGGACAGCGGAACAUGACGGCAUUGUGACUUCAUGUAAUAUUUCUUAUGAUGGUAGAUACUGUGUUUGUGUUUGGAGAUCCAAAUGUAAUUAUUCAAAAUAACUAAUAGUUUCACUUGAUGCAUUUUGUAUAGGUCAUCACAAAAGUACAAUCACAAGCUGUUGUUUUGAUCCUGAUAACCAGAGGGUGACUUCAGUAUCCUACAAUAAGACCAUAAAACUAUGGGAUAUGAUAACAUGGUCCACUUCAAUUACAAUUAACGAGAGACACAGCAAUGCUAUCUCAGAUCGCUGCUUUAACUCUGAUGGUCAUUACUUGUGCACAGCAUCCUGGGACAAAAGCUUAAAAAUACGGGAUAUAAAGAGAGGAGAAUUUCAGUGUCAUGAACCUGUUUUCUUGAAUGAAGGACAUGAGGGUUCUUUUAGUUCCUGCGUUUUUAGCCAAGAUGCAUCCCUUGUAGUGUCUGGUGGAUAUGACAAAGCUGUAGCUAUAUGGGAUACAGAUGCAGGCUAUAAAAAGCUAAGCUUAAAGAGUCAUUGGGACUGGGUGACAGAUGUUGCUAUCAGGAGAAACAAGAAAUGGAUUCUUUCAACCUCAAAGGAUUCUACUUUGCAGUUGUGGAAUGUUGAGGGGAUGGAUGAUGUACCUUCAGUGACAUAAAUCAGAAAAGAAAGAGGCUCAAAAAUUGCUUUGCAAUGUGAAGAGUGUGAAAGACCUUUUUUGUGCCUGCAACGUAGUAAUUCUGAAAUGAUACCCAAGUGUGUCUUCUGUCGUCUGUCUUCUCCACUGAGAAAAAUUUUGUCAUUGCGACCUACUGUUUCUCCUGAUCUGUAAACUAGGAGUCUUGGGAUGUUAAUGCAUUUAAGUGUAAGUGGAGUGUCUGUACAUCUUUAUGUAACAUAUGUAGAAAGCUAAGACUUUCCUCUAACCUUGCUCUACUGUAGUAGUCUGUAUGAAGAAUAAUAAAAUGGAUCUUACUAAUCCACUAAAAUGCUGGGAUGUAUCAGCUAAUGACUGAAAUCCAUAGGAGUAGAAAUCUUACUUAUGGUGCUUGGUAUUAGAGAAUAAAAUUACUUACAUGUUCUUUAGUGAAUUUUAAACAGUUUUAAAUGAAUAUACCAUUUGAAGGUCAGUCUUACUGAAGAAAAUGUGUUUAUGUAAAUUAUUGACGUGUUUCCUUAUGUUCUUUAGAUAAACCAUUCUUCUUUACUAUGGCAAGCAAAGAACUGAUGGUGUCAGUGGACGUAAGGAAGAGUUCUGUGGGAAAAAAACAUGAAUAAAACCAUGAACUUUUUCGUGACUUGUUAACAUACCCUUUACAAAAUAUUUGUUAAGGAGCUUUUGGGCACUGAGAGACUAACCCCAAAAGGAUUACAUCUAUUCAGUAUACAUGAGAAUGCCAAAUAAUAAAAUAUUAAGUAUUUUAAAAUGUUUGGGAGCCUUAUUCCUAAAACCAGCCUUUUCAACCUUUCCUUUUAAAAGGAGCUUAAAGUGGGGAAAAUAGUUGGAAUGGGGCAUGUGACAGUCUGGAAUGCAGUUAAGCUACAGAAACAAAGAAAUCCAAGUAGGUAGAUCUUUUUUUCCCCUUGUUUAAAUUAUGUGAAUUGUGUAACAAAAAUUACACUCGAAUCCAAGGUUAAACUAAAAAUGUUUCAAGGGAAUUGUCUGUCUUGUACAGAUUUGUGGCUUUGAAUAUGUAUUACAUGAUAAAUUGUAAACUUUUCCGCAUUCUUUCCCUGUUUACUCCUUGUUUUGUUACAGAGGUUCAAGGAAAAUGCAGUGUCUGUGCUCCUA
Neopsephotus bourkii (Bourke's parrot) is the source of this 2226-nucleotide messenger RNA. It is a transcript of the gene WDR88, whose product is annotated as WD repeat domain 88. NCBI's taxonomy places the organism in Eukaryota, Metazoa, Chordata, Aves, Psittaciformes, Psittacidae. Gene Ontology annotation, molecular function: protein binding. The transcript has 13 exons. The record is from RefSeq and is a predicted model, not a curated record.